Molecule: messenger RNA, 1119 nt
Organism: Recurvomyces mirabilis
Lineage: Eukaryota; Fungi; Ascomycota; Dothideomycetes; Mycosphaerellales; Teratosphaeriaceae
Gene: TES1
Product: acyl-CoA thioesterase
Exons: 1
Coding region: 1-1119 (372 amino acids)
Biological process (GO): acyl-CoA metabolic process; fatty acid catabolic process
Cellular component (GO): peroxisomal matrix
Molecular function (GO): fatty acyl-CoA hydrolase activity
Source: RefSeq, a predicted model, not a curated record
AUGCCAAACCAUCCAACCCUCAUCAAGCCUCCUCCCCCUAACGAUGACAAGAGUCCAAUCGAGGAUGUCCUGGAGCUCACACAUCUGGAAGACAUAGAUCCGAAUCUAUUUACCAACACCCGACCGUUAUGGCACCCUCCAGGCGCUCGAGGCAUAUACGGAGGUGCGGUGAUUGCACAAUGUCUAGCCGCGGCGCAAAGAACUGUACCUGAGAACUUCAGCGCACAUAGUAUGCACUGCUACUUCGUACUUAACGGCAAUGCAGAAAUACCAAUCAUAUAUCACGUCGAGCAUGUACGGGAAGGCAGAAGUUUCGCGACUCGAACAGUACAAGCUCGACAACGUGGUCAGCCGAUCUUCACGACGACGCUGAGCUUUACUAGAGAAGGCAGCGGAGGGAAGAAGCAGGUACAGCAUGCGGCUCAUAUGCCAGCCGGUAUAUCGCCGCCAGCAGAAGAGGGUCCAGGUCUCGAUAUGCUUAGGGGACCCAGCAGUCCCUUUCUAAGUCAACGGAUAGAGACCUUGAACAACGACUCACCGCGCCCACAUGAGAAGAGAACAAGACAAUGGAUCAAAGCGCGAGGACGAAUCAGCGACGAUGGCGGUCAUCAAGCUCAUCUUUCGGCGCUGGCAUACAUGAGCGACUCGUACUUCAUCGGCACCGUCUCGCGCGUCCACAAACUAUUCCGGUACAGCACUAAGUCAGCCAGUGCCUCGAAGAGGGAAGGCGAAAGCGGACAGAGCGGCAUGGCUCCGGACAUGGUUGAGAGACUACAGAAACUCGACAACAACGCUCUCCGACGGAUAGAGGGUAUGGACGAGGAUAUUAUCGAAGAACUUCGGAACGCCAAAAUCAUUGACGGAAAGGUGAUAUGGAAAGUCAAGAACGAGCAGCGGCCUGAGAUCGGCAUGAUGGUAAGUCUGGACCAUACGAUCUACUUUCAUGAUCCAAAGGGUUUUAGGGCGGAUGAGUGGAUGUUCACGGAGUGCGAUUCGCCUUGGAGUGGAGAUGGGAGGGGUCUGGUGCACCAGAGGAUGUAUACGGGGGAGGGGAAACUGAUUGCUACCUGUGUGCAGGAGGGUGUGGUGAGGCUGAAGCAGGAUCAGGCCAAGCUGUAG